AUGGCGUCUAAAGGUCAAAGGUCUAAGGUUGAUCAUGAUUAUAAAGUUAAACGGCCGAAGGCUCUUGAAGCUCCGAAGGAUCCUAGACGACCCAAAACUCAUUGGGACCAUGUCUUAGAAGAGAUGGUGUGGCUAUCAAAGGAUUUCGAGUCAGAGAGGAAAUGGAAAUUAGCUCAGGCGAAGAAAGUUUCUUUAAAAGCCAGCAAAGGCAUGUUAGAUCAGGCUACAAGAGGUGAAAAGAAAAUGAAGGAAGAAGAGCAGCGAUUAAGAAAAGUUGCACUGAAUAUUUCUAAGGAUGUUAAGAAAUUUUGGACAAAAAUAGAAAAGCUGGUUCUUUACAAGCAUCAAAUGGAACUCGAUGAGAAGAAAAAAAAGGCACUUGACAAACAGCUUGAGUUUCUUUUAGGGCAAACUGAGAGAUACUCAACUAUGUUGGCCGAGAAUCUUGUGGAUGCUCAUACACCAGCUGAGAAAAUUUCUGCAGAGCAUCACACAGGUAUUCAAUGCAAAGAUAUAGAUGGAGACAUCAUCAAUGAACCUCAGGAAGCUAAUGUUGAGUAUCAAUCCAACACACCUGAUCAUGAUGAAGAAUAUGAUGUACAAUCUGAUGAUGUAUCGGAUGAUGAUGAGCAAACCCUCGAAGAAGAUGAGGCUCUUAUAACUAAAGAAGAAAGGCAAGAGGAAUUGGCAGCUUUGCACAAUGAAAUGGAUCUUCCAAUUGAGGAGUUACUCAAACGUUAUGCUGGAGAUAAAGGAGAAUUGGCAAGGCAUGAAAGUAGUCCGGAUGGUAGUGAAGAUGGUGAAAAAGUAGUUAGAACUGAUGGUGAUGAUGGUCAGGAAGAAUCAGUAUUGGAAAAUGGAGAUCAUAUAUCUAUAAGCAAAAUAGGUACAAGCAACUUCGGCAUGGUCCCUGGUCGACGUUGUGAUGACAAUAAUGGUGAUGUAGCUACACCAACAAACAAUCUAUCUCAAAACGAGGAUCAUCAAUUUGGAAGUCUUAAAGAGGUUUCUAGUGAGGCAGCCAAUGAAAGUGUUCCAUUUGACUUUUCUGAUGAAGAGGAAGACGGUGACUUUUUGUUUGGCACAGAGGAUAAGGAUGAUGAAACAACCUUAUCUGAGGAAGAAAAACUGGACAGAGUUGAUGCAGUUGAUCCAAAAGAUGAGAUUGCAUUACUACAAAAAGAGAGUAACAUGUCGGUUGAGGAACUACUUGCAAGGUAUAAGAAGGACCUGAGUGAUGAUGGGGAUCAGGAAGAUGAGUCUGAUUAUGAUUCUGCUUCAUCAGAUGACCAUCAGAAUUUACCGGUCCAUGUCGAUGAUGAUGCUGAGCAGAAAGUUCCUGCUGUUUCUGUGGGUGAAGAUAUGAAGUCUGGCGAGCAACUGGCUGCCGUACAGACCCAGGCAGAAGAGCAGGGGGAAGGACCUUGUGAAAAUUCAGAGGAAAGAGAAAGUGAGGAUAUAAUUGCUGAUGCAGCUGCUGCUGCAAGAUCAGCACAGCCAACUGGAAACACCUUCUCCACAACUAAAGUGCGUACAAAAUCCCCCUUUCUACUCAAGUACACUCUUCGUGAAUAUCAACAUAUUGGAUUGGAUUGGCUCGUAACAAUGUAUGAAAAAAAGCUGAAUGGAAUUCUAGCAGAUGAAAUGGGGCUUGGAAAAACGAUAAUGACUAUAGCUUUGCUUGCACAUCUUGCUUGUGAAAAGGGGAUUUGGGGUCCACAUCUAAUUGUAGUGCCAACUAGUGUGAUGCUUAACUGGGAGACUGAAUUUCUGAAAUGGUGUCCUGCUUUUAAAAUUUUGACCUAUUUUGGAAGCGCAAAGGAGCGAAAACAUAAAAGACAAGGAUGGUUAAAACCAAACUCAUUUCACGUAUGCAUAACAACAUAUAGAUUAGUUAUUCAGGAUUCCAAAGUUUUCAAGCGCAAAAAGUGGAAAUACUUGAUCUUAGAUGAAGCUCACCUCAUUAAAAACUGGAAAUCACAAAGGUGGCAGACACUGUUGAAUUUCAAUUCAAAACGACGAAUUCUGUUGACUGGUACACCGCUACAGAAUGAUCUCAUGGAACUGUGGUCUCUCAUGCAUUUCUUGAUGCCCCAUGUUUUCCAGUCACACCAAGAGUUUAAGGAUUGGUUUAGUAAUCCUAUAUCAGGGAUGGUAGAGGGAGAGGAAAAAGUUAAUAAGGAGGUUGUUGAUCGCCUGCAUAAUGUCCUUCGUCCAUUCUUACUCCGUCGGUUAAAGAGAGAUGUAGAAAAGCAACUUCCCAUGAAAAUUGAGCAUGUCAUAUACUGUAGGCUGUCAAAGAGGCAGAGGAAUUUGUAUGAGGAUUUUAUUGCUAGCUCAGAGACACAAGCUACUCUUGCAAAUGCCAAUUUUUUUGGGAUGAUCAGUAUUAUCAUGCAACUUCGCAAGGUUUGUAAUCAUCCUGACCUAUUUGAGGGUCGUCCAAUCGUCAGUUCUUUUGAUAUGUGUGGGAUUGAUGUUCAGUUAAGUUCUUCUAUUUGCUCCAUGCUUUUGCCUAGUUCCUUUUCAACAGUUGACUUAGAAAGUUUGGGUCUUUUAUUUACUCAUCUUGACUAUAGCAUGACUUCUUGGGAGAGUGAUGAAGUGCAAUCUAUUGAGACCCCUGCAACUUUAAUUAUGGAACGCACUGAUAUAGCUGAUCUGGAAGUAAUUAAGCCUGGACUGAAGUGUCAGAAAAAGCAGCAAGGAACAAACAUUUUCGAAGAGAUUCGAAAAGCAAUUUGGGAAGAGAGAAUAUCACAGGCAAAGGAACGCGCAGCAGCUAUUGCAUGGUGGAACUCCUUGAGGUGUAAAAAACGACCCAUCUACUCAACAACUCUAAGAGACCUUGUUACCAUAAGGCAUCCUGUAUAUGAUAUUUAUCAAAAGGCAAACCCUGUUUCAUACUUGUUCCCAUCAAAACUGGCUGACAUUGUUCUCUCCCCAGUUGAACGGUUUCAAAGGACGAUUGAUGUGGUUGAAAGUUUCAUGUUUGCCAUUCCUGCCGCCCGAGCUUCCCCUCCUGUUUGCUGGUGCAGUAAAAGGGAGACAACUGUGUUUCUGAACCCAUCUUACAAGCAGCGAUGCUCUGAUAUUCUGUCACCACUAUUGUCACCAAUCAGGCCCGCAAUUGUCCGUCGUCAAGUAUAUUUCCCAGAUAGGCGACUUAUACAAUUCGACUGUGGAAAACUACAGAAGCUAGCAAUUUUGCUGAGGAGAUUAAAAUCAGAAGGUCACCGAGCUCUGAUAUUCACUCAGAUGACUAAGAUGCUUGACAUAUUAGAAGCGUUUAUUAAUUUGUAUGGUUAUACUUACAUGCGCUUAGAUGGAUCAACCCAACCAGAGGAGAGGCAGACCUUAAUGCAGCGCUUUAACACAAACCCCAAAUUUUUUCUUUUCAUCUUGUCAACUCGUAGUGGGGGUGUUGGUAUCAAUCUAGUUGGUGCUGACACAGUUAUUUUUUAUGAUAGUGACUGGAAUCCUGCUAUGGAUCAACAGGCUCAAGAUCGGUGCCACAGAAUUGGUCAGACACGUGAAGUGCAUAUAUAUCGAUUGAUUAGUGAAAGCACCAUUGAGGAGAAUAUUUUGAAGAAAGCAAAGCAAAAGCGUGCACUUGAUGAUUUAGUUAUACAAAGUGGGGGUUAUAAUACCGAGUUCUUCAAAAAGCUUGAUCCAAUGGAACUAUUUUCAGGUCAUAGAACACUUUCAAUUAAAGACAUGCCGAAGGAGAAAAACCAGAACAGGGGAGAAGGUUCUGUUACUAAUGCAGAUGUGGAAGCUGCAUUAAAACAUGUAGAAGAUGAGGCAGAUUAUAUGGCACUGAAGAAAGUUGAACUGGAAGAAGCUGUGGAUAAUCAGGAAUUUACAGAAGAAGCCAGUGGGAGACUUGAAGAGGAUGAAUAUGCAAAUGAGGAUGACGAGCCUCAAGAAUUAGGCGAAUCUGUUUCCAAUUUGAAUAAAGAGGAUGCAUUAAUGUUAAAUGGAGGUGAUCCUAAGGAAGAUAAACCACCCUCUGUUGUUGCCAAAGAAGAUGUUGACAUGCUGGCAGAUGUGAACCAGAUGGCAGAAGCUGCAGCUGCAGCUGGGCAGGCGUUAUCAGCAUUUGAGAGUGAGCUACGCCCUAUCGACCGAUAUGCCAUUCGUUUUCUAGAGCUGUGGGAUCCAAUUAUAGAUAAAGCAGCCUUGGAAUCUGAAGUCAGAAUUGAGGAUACUGAAUGGGAAUUGGAUCGCAUUGAAAGGUAUAAGGAGGAAAUGGAAGCCGAAAUUGACGAAGAUGAGGAGCCUCUUGUAUAUGAAAGCUGGGAUGCAGAUUUUGCAACGACGGCUUAUCGGCAGCAAGUAGAGGCCUUGGCUCAACAUCAGUUAAUGGAAGAACUUGAAUAUGAAGCUAAACUGAAAGAGGAAGCUGAAGAAGAGAAAAACAGGACUCAAACACCAAAUGAUUCGAAGCUCAAGCCUAAAAAGAAACCCAAGAAAGCAAAGUUCAAAUCUCUGAAGAAAGGAUCUUUAACCUCUAGCUUAAGAACUGUGAAAGAUGAGUUACGAGCAGUGCCAAUGGCCAUAGAUGAUGACGCUACCACUAGUCUUGAUUUCGUGACGCCAAGUUCAAGUAGACAUAAAAAACGCAAGAAGUCUAAAUUAACAACUGAUGGUGAAGAAGAAAAGAGAUUUAAGAAGUCCAAAAAGUACAAGAGGGAUCCUCUUGAGAUUUAUGAUUCAGAUUUAGAAUCCAAUUCAAUAGAUAUGCAGGAUGAACAUGCAGAAUCAGACCCAUGUAAAAGUCUGGUUGUGCUGGAACAUAAAACAGUUGGUAGGAAUAAGAUGGGAGGAAAAAUAUCCAUCACUCAAAUGCCUGUGAAACGGGUCUUUAUGAUAAAAUCCGAAAAAUUGAAGAAGGGAAAUAUUUGGUACAAAGAUUGUAUUCCAUCAGCUGAUUUUUGGCUGCCUCAGGAGGAUGCAAUAUUAUGUGCAGUUGUUCAUGAAUAUGGUCCUAACUGGAGCUUUGUUAGUGAAAUGCUUUAUGGAAUGACUGCUGGUGGGGCAUAUAGGGGGAGAUAUCGUCAUCCUGUCCAUUGCUGUGAGAGGUUCAGAGAAUUGUUCCAAAAAUAUGUCUUGUUCUCCUUGGACAAUGCAAAUCAUGAGAAAAUCAACAGCACAUGCUCUGGAAAGGCUCUUAAAGUAACAGAGGAUAACAUUCAAAUGUUGUUGGAUGUUGCUUCUGAACAGGCAAAUAGAGAGUUAUUACUGCAGAAGCACUUUUUUGCAUUGCUUUCUUCUGCCCGGAAGGUGGCGUCACAUGUUGGCCACAGACAAAAUCUGCACACCACUAGCAAUGGUCUCUAUUUUGACCAGACUUUCUUCACUUCAAUUGGCCAGCAUUCACAAUAUCCCCUAAACAAACCCUCCGAAAGGACGACUUUUGCUAAUUCGACCCAGAGCAAGAAAUUACUGGCAGCUGCACUGGAAGACAUGAGUAGGCCAGAAAAUGACAAAACAUUUCUCUCUAACCCGGGUGAAGGCAUGCCGGUGAGUGCAGAUCAGCUGGAUAUUACCCUGGAGUUCCCGAAAGAGGAAAGUGAUUCCUCAUCCUCAUUUCCAUCUGUUAUAAAGUUAUCAAUAAAAGGGGAUGAAGCACCACCAUCUUUAAAUAAGCACACAAGAGAUGAUCAUCUUAAAAGUUGUUUUUCUGCUGCUGAGAAUCGUUUCAGGGAGGUAACAAGAGCUUGUGAAGAAGACAGAUCUGGAUGGGCUUCAUCAACAUUCCCAACAAAUGAUGCAAGGUCUCGACCUGGAUCCAGGGUACAAUCUUCUGGAAAGCAAAAGUCUUCCAUUUCAGAUGUUACUAAGCCGUCUAGGGGAAAGACCAGAAGAGCUUCAGUGGAAUCUAGUGAAAUGCAUCGCCGUCAAGCUGAACCAUUAUUCCCGUCAAUUCCAUUGCUUCCUGAAUUGGCGUUGGAUCUCCCUUCAUCUUCUAUGAAUGAGUUUGAGUUUAAUACGGAUAGAAAUCUCCCCUUUGAUUUGAAUGAAGAAAGUUCAUUGGAAAGGGAAAAUGUUGGAGUCAUCCCACAUGAUUAUAUAGCUGAGUUAAUCUCAGGCCUUGAUGAUUGUACAACAUUCCCUGAAUAUACUGAUGUUAGAUAA
Messenger RNA from Lathyrus sativus (Indian pea), 6141 nucleotides. Lineage: Eukaryota; Viridiplantae; Streptophyta; Magnoliopsida; Fabales; Fabaceae. The record is from the annotation of a GenBank genome assembly.